CAGAAACACUGGGUCAGGGAAGGGGGUGGGGGUAGGGCUAGGUAAACAGACCAAAGGUGAACGGGGCCUGCAGGCUGUGGUCUAACCUCCUGUUAGAAGGGAACAUGGACUUACUAAGGCUGAGUCUCUUGCUGGCAAUGGUGUUGCAACAAGUGGGUGGAGGCCCAUGGCCAUCGGCCGUAUUUGGACGCCUCACGUCCCCCGGCUUCCCCGAGGUGUACCCCAACAAUGAGGAGCAGAGCUGGAACUUGACAGCCCCCCCUGGCUACCGAAUCCGUCUCUACUUCACCCACUUCAAUCUGGAGCUGUCCUAUCUCUGUGAAUAUGACUUUGUGAAGCUCUACUCUGGGGACAAGCUGCUGGUCACGCUGUGUGGGCAAGAGAGCACAGACACAGAGCAGGCGCCUGGCAACCACACGUUUCACUCAGUGGGCAGCAACCUCCACGUUGCCUUCCGCUCUGAUUAUUCCAAUGAGAAAGACUUCACCGGCUUUGAGGCUUUCUACGCAGCUGAGGACAUCGAUGAGUGUGAGGUGCCACAUGGAUCAGACCCCAUCUGUGAUCACUACUGUCACAAUUACCUGGGCGGCUUCUACUGCUCCUGCCGAGCAGGCUUCAAGCUCCACAAAGACAAGCGGACUUGCUCCGCCCAGUGCUCAGGCCAGGUCUUCACGGAGAGAUCUGCAGUAAUUAUGAGUCCCGACUACCCCCAGGCCUACCCCAAACUCUCCAGCUGCAGCUACAGCAUCCAGGUAGAAGAUGGAUUCAGCGUCAUCCUGGAAUUCGAGGGCUCCUUUGAUGUGGAAGCUCACCCAGAGACCCCGUGUCCCUAUGAUGUCCUCAAGAUUAAAACAGAUAAGGAGGAAUACGGUCCAUUCUGUGGACAGACCUCGCCCCCCAAAAUUAACACCAGAAGUCACACCGUGAACAUCACCUUCAUCACUGAUGACUCAGGAGACCAUACUGGGUGGAAGAUCCGAUACCUGACCACGGCUCAGCCAUGUCCUAAUCCAAUACCGCCACCUCAUGGCCGCAUUGCACCAGUGCAACCGAAAUACACCAUGAAAGACCACUUCUCUCUCUCUUGUGAGACUGGAUACGCCCUUUCCAAAGAUGAAAAAUUUUUGGCGUCUUUUACUGCAGUCUGUCAGAAAGGUGGAACCUGGGACAAAACAAUGCCAAAAUGCAGCAUUGUUGACUGUGGUCCUCCUAAUGAUCUACCCAAUGGCCAAGUGACAUACAUCACAGAAGGUGAAGUGACCACAUACAAAGCUGAGAUUCAAUAUAGCUGCAAGGGCCCCUUCUACACUAUGAAAAUGAAUAAUGAUGGUAAAUAUCGGUGUGGGGCUGAUGGCUUCUGGAAGAGAUCCAAGGGAGAAAAUUCACUCCCAGUCUGUAAGCCUGUUUGUGGCACAGCUUCUCAGAGAAUGGAGCGAGUACUUGGAGGAAGAAAGGCCAAGCUUGGUGAAUUUCCCUGGCAAGUCAUGUUGCUUGGUGAAGCUCUAGCUGGAGGUGCACUUUUAUACGACAAUUGGGUUCUUACAGCUGCUCAUGCCAUCUAUCAGCAAAGAGAUCUAUCAUCUCUGGAAAUCAGGAUGGGUGUUCUGAAGAGAUUAUCCACCAGUUAUACAAAAGCCUGGGCAGACGCAGUCUUUAUACAUGAGGGUUACACAUAUGAUGAGGCCAACUUUGACAAUGACAUCGCACUGAUUAAGUUGAAGAAUCAUGUUGAAAUCAACAGUAAUAUCACACCAAUUUGCUUGCCAAGAAAAAAUGGAACCCAUGUGAAAGCAAAUGAUUUGGGAGUGGUGUCUGGCUGGGGAAGGACUGAAAAAGCUUUUAGAGCCCGGAGUCUAAUGUAUGUUGAAUUGCCAGUCGUUGACCAACAAACAUGCAUGGCUGCAUUAGAAAAUAAGAAGUCCCCAGGAGGCAAACCUCUUGUCCUAACUGACAACAUGAUAUGUGCUGGUUUUCAAAGUGGUGGAAAGGAUUCUUGUUCUGGUGACAGUGGAGGACCCUUAGUGUUUCUAGACCAUGAGACCCAAAAAUGGUUUGUAGGAGGAAUUGUGUCCUGGGGCUUAGGAUGUGGUGAGGCAAAUCAGUAUGGAGUUUAUACCAAUGUCGUUAACUAUAUUUCCUGGAUUGAGAACAUAAUUUUAAAUAAUUCUUAAAAUUGCAGAAACUACAUGAUCUUUGGGCAGGUAGGUGGGAGAGUGGAUAAAGCACCGGCCCUGAAUUCAGGAGGACCUGAGUUCAAAUCCUGCCUCAGACACUUGACACUUACUAGUUGUGUGACCCUAGGCAAGUCACUUAAUCCUCACUGCCUAGCAAAAAAAUAAAUAAAAUCACAGAAACCUCCAAUAAACUUCUCCCUUAAUGAGCAAUACUUUUCCAGCAAUCUGUAUUCUAAGUAUCCAACAAAGUAGCCUAAAUUUGGAAUAUCAACAUGAAAACCAAACUGUUUUAAAAAAAUGAAAACAUUCUAAGAUGAGGUUUCUGAAAACUUCAUGCACAAAACUGUAUCUGUAAUAGCCCAGAUGAACCUUACUAUCUUCAAAGUAGUAAGUCUGCUCUGAAGAGGAACUAUAUUCAGAGUUGCUUUUCUAAUGCUGAGCAGGAUUCCCUUCCUUCCAUCCACUUUUCAACUGCAGUCAUUUCUCUGCAUCUAUGCCAGCAUUUGUAAUAUGAUGUAUAUCUAGGUAUAUUCUUGUACUAUUGUUCCUAAGAACCAAAACGAGACUGUGAAGAUGCUCUGUUGCUGCAACAUACUAAAUAAAUGUAAAUAAUCAAUUCUAAGGUAUAGCAAUCCGGGAA
Dromiciops gliroides (monito del monte) is the source of this 2814-nucleotide messenger RNA. It is a transcript of the gene MASP2, whose product is annotated as MBL associated serine protease 2. Gene Ontology annotation, molecular function: calcium ion binding; serine-type endopeptidase activity. The transcript has 11 exons. Gene Ontology annotation, cellular component: extracellular region. NCBI's taxonomy places the organism in Eukaryota, Metazoa, Chordata, Mammalia, Microbiotheria, Microbiotheriidae. The record is from RefSeq and is a predicted model, not a curated record. Gene Ontology annotation, biological process: proteolysis; complement activation, lectin pathway. Bases 105 to 2171 code for a protein of 688 amino acids.